AUGGAAAGUUUCGCUAUUAACCCAACCGGAUUGGUCUCCAUCUCACGGUUAAACCUGGUACAGAGACUACUAGAGGCUUUUCACAUACCAGGUCACCCCUGGUUCCCUCCGCACGGCUCUUCCGUCCUGUCUCCUCCACGGCUCACCUCUGGUGAGAGUCUCCUCCCCCUCCCUCAACCCCCUGACCCUGAUGACCCCUUAUCCAUUACCCGUUUCCCUCCCCUUGGCUCCUCUUCUCCCAAACCCGUCCGCUCCUCCCUGCAAACUGCCAAAUCCUCUAGGCCUGCAGUGAAGUCUUAUGUGGCUCAGCUCUCAACCUUACUGAAGUUUCUAGAUCUGGAAACAUUGUUCACUCUAACCAUGGAAACUUAA
Molecule: messenger RNA, 372 nt
Organism: Eruca vesicaria subsp. sativa (arugula)
Lineage: Eukaryota; Viridiplantae; Streptophyta; Magnoliopsida; Brassicales; Brassicaceae
Source: the annotation of a GenBank genome assembly